AUGUGUAGGAGUACAGAGGAGGAGAGAGAGCAGCAGGCGGGAUUGGGUGGGGAGUCCGGAGAGGAGCAACUCUGCGCCGACUUUCCCGAGCUCGACCUCUCCCAGCUGGAUGCCAGCGACUUUGACUCGGCCACCUGCUUCGAGGAGCUGCAGUGGUGCCCCGAGAGCUCGGAGACCGAACCCAGCCAGUACAGCCCUGAAGACUCGGAGCUCUUCCAGAUAAUCGACAGUGAGAAUGAAGCCCUCCUGGCAGCGCUCACCAAGACCCUGGAUGACAUCCCUGAAGAUGACGUGGGUCUGGCCGCCUUCCCGGCCCUGGAUGGUAGAGAUACACCAUCCUGCACUUCGCCUGCCCCCUCAUCUGCGCCCUCCAGCCCUUCCCUGGAGAGGCCCCCAGCCCCAGCCCCUGAGGUGGAUGAGCUCUCGCUGCUACAGAAGCUCCUCCUCGCCACAUCCUCCCCGACGUCAAACUCCGACACCCAGAAAGAAGGGUCUGCCUGGCGCCAGACAGGCCUCAGGUCUAGAAGUCAGAGGCUGUGUGUCAAGAUGGACAGCACCCAAGACAAGAAGGUCCCCACGACGCAGUCUCAGAGCCGGAGUUGUACAGAACUGCAUAAGCACCUCACCUCCAUGCCGACCUGCCCCCAGGCUAAAGCACGCUCCCCAGAUAGGGGCCUGCAGCCGCCACCCACCCUGAGCCCCCGGCUCCCUGCCAAGGAGGAUGAGGAGCCGGGUGAGGACUACCCGAGCCCCCAGGCAGCUCCAGCCUCCCCCCGGGACUCCCCAGCGCCGGGCAGGGCAGGCCCCGGCGGCCAGGUCUCCCAGGAGGACAUGCAGGCCAUGGUGCAGCUCAUUCGCUACAUGCACACCUACUGUCUCCCCCCGAGGAAGCUGCCCCCACAGGCCCCAGAGCCAGCCCCCCAGCCCUGCAGCAGCCCCUCAAAGCAGAUCAGACCCCGGCCCCGGUCCCAGCACCCUUCCAAAGCCACAUGGGCUGAGUUCUCCAUCCUGAGGGAACUUCUGGCUCAGGAUGUCCUCUGUGAUGUCAGCAAACCCUACCGCCUGGCCACGCCUGUCUACGCCUCCCUCACGCCCCGGCCCCGGCCCAAAGAUGGCCAGGCCUCCCCUGGCCACCAGUCCCCCGUGGAGGAGGUGAGGGUCGCAGCUUCGCCCAAGAGCACCGGGCCCAGACCCAGCCUGCGCCCCCUGCGCCUGGAGGUGAAAGGGCACGUCAGCCGGUCUGCCAGGCUGCAGCGGGAGGAGGAAGAGGAGGAGGAAGGGGAGGAGGAGGAGGAGGAAGAAGAAAAAGAGGAAGAGGAGUGGGGCCGGAAAAGGCCAGGCCGAGGCCUGCCGUGGACCAAGCUGGGGAGGAAGCUGGAGAGCUCGGUGUGCCCCGUGCGGCGUUCCAGGAGACUGAACCCCGAGCUGGGCCCCUGGCUGACGUUCACCGAUGAGUCUGAGUCGCGGGUCCCGGCGGAGCCCCAAGGAGCUCUGCCCUCGUUGCGCUUGGCUCCUGGGGCCUAUGACAUGGAGGGGGAGCUGGGCAGCCCCACGGACGAGGACAGUGGCCAAGACCAGCAGCUCCUACGGGGACCCCAGAUCACAGCUCUGGAGAGCCCCUGUGAGAGUGGGUGUGGGGACACGGAUGAGGACCCCAGCUGCCCGCGGCUCUCUUCCAGAGACUCUCCCAGGUGCCUCAUGCUGGCCUUGUCACAAAGUGAUCCUCCUUUUGGCAAGAAGAGCUUUGAGCAGACCCUGACGGUGGAGCUCUGUGGCACAGCAGGACUCACUCCUCCCACCACGCCUCCAUACAAGCCCACAGAAGAGGACCCCUUCAAGCCGGACAUCAAGCACAGCCCAGGCAAAGACAUAGCUCCCAGCCUCCCCUCCCCCGAGGGCCUGCAGCUUGGGGCCGCCACAGGGGCUGCCCACAAGCUGCCAAAGAAGCACCCAGAGCGGAGUGAGCUCCUAUCCCACCUACGGCAUGCCACAGCCCAGCCAGCCUCCCAGGCUGGUCAGAAGCGCCCCUUCUCCUGUUCCUUUGGAGACCACGACUACUGCCAGGUGCUCAAGCCAGAGGGCGCCCUGCAGAGGAAGGUGCUGAGGUCCUGGGAGCUGUCUGGGGUGCACCUUAAGGACUGGCCCCAGCAAGGUGCCCCGCAGGCUGAGGCGCAGGCCUCCGGCAGGGAGGAAGACAGAAGCGGUGAUGCCGGUGCCUCCCCUAAGAACAGUGUGCUGUUGAGAGACCACGAGAUCCGCGCCAGCCUCACCAAGCACUUCGGGCUCCUGGAGACGGCCCUGGAGGACGAAGACCUGGCCUCAUGCAAGAGCCCCGAAUACGACACCGUCUUUGAGGACAGCAGCAGCAGCAGUGGCGAGAGCAGCUUCCUCCUGGAAGAGGAGGAGGAGGACGAUGAAGAAGAGGACUCAGGGGUCAGCCCCCCUCGCUCUGACCACUGCCCCUACCAGAGCCCACCGGGCAAGGCCAGUCGGCAGCUCUGUUCCCGCAGCCGCUCCAGCUCCGGCUCCUCAUCCUGCCGCUCCCGGUCACCAGCCACCCGAAGGACCUUCAGAUGUGAGAGCAGAGGGCCGUGUUCAGACGGAACGCCAAGCGUCCGGCACGCCAGGAAGCGGCGGGAAAAGGCCAUUGGCGAAGGCCGCGUGGUGUACAUUCGAAAUCUCUCCAGCGACAUGAGCUCCCGUGAGCUGAAGAGGCGCUUCGAAGUGUUUGGUGAGAUUGUAGAGUGCCAGGUGCUGACGAGAAGCAAGAGAGGCGAGAAGUACGGCUUCAUCACCUACCGGUGUUCUGAGCACGCCGCCCUCUCUCUGAGGAAUGGGGCUGCCCUGCGGAAGCGCAAUGAGCCCUCGUUCCAGCUGAGCUACGGAGGCCUCCGGCAGUUCUGCUGGCCCAGAUACACCGACUACGAUUCCAAUUCAGAAGAGGCCCUUCCCACGUCAGUGAAAAACAAGUACGAAGCCAUGGAUUUUGACAGCUUACUGAAGGAGGCCCAGCAGAGCCUGCAUUGAUAACAGCCUUAACCUUCGAGGAAUACCUCAAUACCUCAGACAAGGCCCUUCCAAUAUGUUUACGUUUUCAAAGAAAUUAAGUAUAUGAGAAGGCAAGAGAGCGAGCGCGUGGAAGAACACACGUGAGAGAGAGAGAGAGACUUGAAACUGCUGUCCUUUUAAAAAAAAAUCAAUGUUUACAUUGAACAAAGCUGCUUCUGUCUGUGAGUUUCCAUGGUGUUGACCUUCCACUGCCACAUUAGUGUCCUCGCUUCCCACGGGCUGUCCCGGGUGCGCCUCCACGUGCUGGGUCGGUCACCCAUCUCCCCUUCCUUCCCGACCGACUUCCCCUCGUAGACGUGCGGCCGUGUUCGCCAUAACAUUUCUUGUCUGUAGUGUGUGAUGAUGAAAUUGUUACUCGUGAAUAGAAUCAGGAUUAUAAACUCAUUUUUAAUUGAAGAAAAAAAAAGUAUAUCCUUAAAAUAACGUAUUUAUGGCUCAGACAUCCUGUGCCUGGAUUACUGUAUCGCUUCCUUGGUUUUUAACUAUGCACUGUCGUGAGGUGUUUGCCACUGGGCUGCUGUGCUCCCUUCGCCAGAAUGCUCCAGAGGUGCUGGGUGGCCCGUAGGCUGGUCCCCGGGGAGGCGCGGCCUGCAGCCACCACUAGGAGCGGUGGAGAAUGGUUUCUGGGCCUUUUCUGCCAAGACCUGCCCUGUCUCUCAUCAAGCACGUUUGGGUCCAGUUACAAUCAGAGCCCUCAUCUGGUGCCCAGCUCACGCUAGAGUUUGUGCCUGGCCAUGAGCGCUCGAAUCCUUGCGGGCUUGUAAAGAAGGCGGGUGAGCUGUGUUAUUAUUUUCCAGGGAAGGCAGGCAAUGCUCCAAGAGGCAAAAUGACUUGCCCGAGGUCCCACAGCCAGUGAGAGGGCAGAGCAGCGACCCAGCCCAGGCCUCCUGAUUCCUGGUGCCAUGCUCCUGCAGUCACUGGGGUAAAGAUGCAAAGUUUCAGGGGCUGGUGGAGGUGAGUUCAGCUAAAUUGGGCAACAGGCUAGACGCCCACGGGCUCAUUUUAGGGGUUAAGUCAACAGCCAACUCGCCAGCAUUAGGCGAGUUCAAGCUCUGGCAUGUGUCUUGAUCCAGGGGGUCCUGUGGUUUGCCUACACCUGUGGACAUGCCAUCAGAGCUUCAGUGACACACCUGGAGUGGCACAGACAGGCGAUCUGGGAGCAGUCAUCCUUUCUGGGCCAGCCACCAACCCAUCCUACUCCCUUCAGUUUGUCUUUCCCUUUUCCUCAACUGUAAAAUUGUUUGGGUGGCAGGGGGAACAGAAGGGAAUGGGAGGGUUGGGCAUGGUGGGUAAGACAAUCUCCAAGCUCCUUUUCAACUUAGAAAACAUUCUAAUUGGGCUUUACCUUAAAAUUUGUGUUCUUGAGUGAUGUCAAAGCCAUGUCCGACUUGGAUGUUCUGCGGGUGCCUUGGAGGCCAUUGGUGAGGGGGAGCGUGGCCAGCAGGAUGUGAACACAUUGCUUCUGCUUCAGACAGAGCAGCUCCCACUUGAUCUCUUUCAGACAUCAGGGUUCCUUAGGAGGUUUUUGUAUUUAAAAGAAAAGAAAAAAGGUCCUGCUGCUUUAAAAAAAGUUUGAAACUGACUUAUUAAACUAAACAUGCUAAUUUAAUCUAUUGCUAAUGCCAGGCCUAGUCCUUUGAGAAUUGGUAGUUGAUUUUUUUUUUUUUUUUAAGGUGAUCAAAUACCUCAGUAGGUAAACUGGGCUGAUGAGCUUGUCCUGGGUGGUGAGCAUACUUCAAGCCCACGGAGAAGGCUGGAGGAGACAGGCUUUAGAAGGAAUAGAGAAUUUGAGCUCCUGUGUGUCACUAGACCUCUCAGGGCCCCCAUUUUCUUUUCUGUGAAAUGAACUGAGGGGGAGAAUUAGGCAAGUUGAUCUCCAAGGUCCCUGCCAGCUCUAACAGUCUUAGCUUCUGUGAAGGCAGUGUUUAGCUCAAGAUGGCAAAUACAUGGCACAUGUACCACUACUCCCAUAUCCUUGGCCAGUGGCAGACAUAACUAAUUGACCACAGCACUCAUGUUCUUUGAGCCUGGUUGUGUUAUUGGAAUCCUCAACACAGUGCUCUGGGCAGCCAUUACUAAUUGAUCAGAGUUGAACCUAUUUGACAUCCUGGUCUAAUCUUUGAAAUGUUUCCAUCACACAAAAACAUAUGGUGGCUGGGUUUUGUGCUGGCCCAUCCCUGUCUGUCAUGUCCUGAUCUGUGAGA
Ceratotherium simum simum (southern white rhinoceros) is the source of this 5273-nucleotide messenger RNA. Lineage: Eukaryota; Metazoa; Chordata; Mammalia; Perissodactyla; Rhinocerotidae. The record is from RefSeq and is a predicted model, not a curated record.